GUAGUUAUCAAUCACGCUGGAGACGAUGGCUGACCAGAUCACCCAGUUGCUCAACCAGAUCGAGCCAAUUGCUGAGCCUAUUCUGACUCAAUUGCGCCCAUUGACAAAGACGCUGUUGCCUGAGCAGAUCGUCAACUUGGGCAGGGAUUACUACUCAAGAGAUGUCUUUGACAAGGUGAUUGUCCAAUUGGACCUUUUCGAGCCUGAGAACGCGCCACUGGUCCAACAGUUCAUCUCAAAGACGCUGAGCCUGGGUAUUCUCUCCAUGUCGUCCAUCGUCAAGCUGCCGCAAAUCUUGAACAUCCUGUCCAACUCGUCAGCUCAAGGCCUGUCAUUCCCGAGUAUCCUCAUGGACACACUGAGCUACCUCAUCACCAUUGCCUAUAACUUUAGGCAGCACAUGCCAUUCACCAACUUUGGUGAAGUGGUGUUCUCUGCCUUGCAGAACGUUGUCAUUUUGGCCUUGAUUCUCUACUAUACGAACAGGGCAGGUUACAUCAACGCUUUCAUCGGCCUGUGUGCCCUUGUUACUUAUUUCUUCCUGGGAAGUCCUUCACCGAGUAACAUCGGGGUUCUGAGUGAUAAGGAUGUUAACUUUCUGGCACAGUUUGCGGCUCCCCUGACCAUAUUGGCCAAACUGCCUCAAAUCAUUGGUAAUUUUAAGAGAAAAUCCACUGGUACUUUAUCAUUGACGUCAAUCGGUGCUGGUUUACUAGGCACCAUCGUCAGAGUGUUCACAGUGUUGAGCAGUGGUUUCAAUGACCGGUUAAUCCUAUUGGGCUAUGGAGCAAGCGUUGUCUUGAAUUUGAUCCUGUUCUUACAGAUCAUCGCCUUCAAAAAGAAGAAAGUGUCUUCUGAAAAGAAGAAUAAGUAGAUCUUCUCUCGUCCUAUAUAACAUGUGUGUGUGGUUUUCCUUAGAUUAUGAUAUUAAUAUACAGGGUUUUAUUCAGUCUUUAGCUUCUCACGCUCGUUGUACUGAACAUUCUUCAAGAGAACAUGGCUCACAAUUUCCAGUAUCAACAUGAACAAACUGGAAAGGAUGGCAAGACAGUAGUUUGAAAUUGUAACACCAAUGUCCAGC
This is a messenger RNA of Williopsis jadinii, 1081 nucleotides long. RefSeq names its product mannose-P-dolichol utilization defect 1 protein. Bases 26 to 874 code for a protein of 282 amino acids. The transcript has a single exon. NCBI's taxonomy places the organism in Eukaryota, Fungi, Ascomycota, Saccharomycetes, Phaffomycetales, Wickerhamomycetaceae. The record is from RefSeq and is a predicted model, not a curated record.